Molecule: messenger RNA, 297 nt
Organism: Babesia ovata
Lineage: Eukaryota; Apicomplexa; Aconoidasida; Piroplasmida; Babesiidae
Product: ras GEF, putative
Exons: 1
Coding region: 1-297 (98 amino acids)
Source: RefSeq, a predicted model, not a curated record
AUGAUGAGCGGCGAAAAUCCCGGCAUCAUGGCCAUCGGCGAAGCGAUCGGUACCGGCGGCACCAUGGGAAUCGGAGAGGCAGCGCCCAUCCACAUCUUAGGUGAGGCGAGGGCCGCCUCGGCAGCUGCUGCGUUGUCAGCGAGCAUUGCGGGAUCGCACGGCAUCGCCCACGAGAACCCGGGGCGCCGUUUUACCAUCUGGUCCAUGUCAGACGCAUCGUCAAGCCCUGACAUGAGGUCCCUGCCGCGUGUGAGUGAUGCCAUUGUGGCCGACUGUUUUGGUGUGUAUGCCGUAUAA